This is a messenger RNA of Clupea harengus (Atlantic herring), 1370 nucleotides long. Its product is annotated as membrane-spanning 4-domains subfamily A member 4A-like. Lineage: Eukaryota; Metazoa; Chordata; Actinopteri; Clupeiformes; Clupeidae. Bases 129 to 815 code for a protein of 228 amino acids. The transcript has 5 exons. The record is from RefSeq and is a predicted model, not a curated record. Gene Ontology annotation, cellular component: membrane.
AGGAAUUUUCUCUUCCUGAGUGCAGUUUUAUUUGGCUAAAUAGUUAUUUUUUUCAGAAUGUGCCCUGAAAACUGCUCUUUCACUGAUCUGCUGUUCAUUUCAGGUUUGUAUAGCUUCCAACAGCAACCAUGGCCAACUCUGGUCCCCCUGCCAGUGGCUUUGUGGUUGUCACUCAUGUGUACCCACAACAAGGUGCCCAAAGUGCCACUUCACCCCAGAGCGGAGUCGCUCCACCAGUCUCCUCUAUGCUUGGGAAAUUCCUAAAAGGAGAACCAGCAGCCCUGGGGACAGUUCAAAUUAUGGUUGGCGUGGUUGGGUUCUUGUUUGGUAUCGUGACUUUAUUUGAUGUAACCAUAUCCAAGUUCUCUGGUAUCAUGUUCUGGGGAGCCAUCAUCGUGAGAUCAAUUCAUUUAUUACAUAAUUUUUUUUCUCCUUUAAAAAAAUCAUCACUGGGGAUGAAUGUUUUCAGCACAAUAACUGCAGGGACUGCCACCCUUUUGUUUAGCAUGGAUUUAUGUUUCGUAAUGUGGAUUUCAUCUACAAACGCCUGUUUUGAUGGAGACUAUUACUGCCAAAUGAAUUUGAGCAGGACACUGGGGAUUGCUGGAGUGAUGCUGGUGUUGUCAGUGCUGGAGUUCAUUGUCUCCAUAUGUGUGUCUGCGUUUGCCUGCAAAGCCACCUGCUCUUCUAACACUGAGAUGCCUUUCUUCCCAACCAGUGUGGUUCCUCCUGUUCAUAACUUCAGUGCUGAUGGCAAACAUGACUAUCUGCCCCCAGAAUACACCACUACCCAAGAGUCAUGUGACUCCAUCUAGAUUUACAGGGGAGGCUUUAUGUCUCAAGCAAAUGGUAACCUUGUGACUCUCUUUUGAAUAAUUUGUGUCUUCAAUACAUUCUUGAAGAGAUGCAUGCAAAUAAAGCAAUUCCUAUAUACUCACUCAAAUGUAUCUAUUAAAUCGAUACUCUAGUUAACUAGCAUGCUCCAAGUGACCUGCUUUGCAUUCCAGGGUCUCAAUCAAUCAAUUCAACUAUUGGAAAGCAUCCCAUUAGCCAUGAGAAUCCAUCCUAUAAAGUCAAUAUUACAUAUAGGAAUGAUAUGAGCAAACACAUAGUGGAAAGUAUAAUAUGUAUGAAGGUUAUUGUUUCUCUCUGUAGUAUUGUAUUAUAUUGGCCCGCAUUAUUUAGACUUUUAAUAUAAUAUAUAGGCCCACAUUAUUUAGACUUUUAAUAUAUUAUUUAGGCCCACAUUAUUGAGACUUUGCUAAGAUGAAUAUGAAAAUGAUGGAUAAUGUUGCCUCUCUUGUCCGCAGCAUCAAAUUCUUGUCAUUGUAUUACGAUUGUGUACGUACUUUCAAUAAAAUAAUUACAUU